GAAGGGUUUCCAUGGUCGGGUUUUAUUCUGGGUUUCCAUGGUCGGUUUCGGUGGCUACGAUGAUGCGUCGUGUUGGUGCAUCAGGUGGUUGCGGGGGCUGGGCUAGGGAUCAGGGCGGGGGUCGUCGGUCAGGCAGAAUUCUGUGGGUCGUCAUGUAAGUGCUGGAGUCAAGCAAGCGGAAAUCUGGGCAUUGCGUAAGACGGUUGCGGUGGCAGGGGUGGUUUUUCGGGAGGAGGAAAGGGGGAUUAAGUGGAGUCGGCGGUUUUGGUGGGGUCAAGGGGUUCUAGAAGGAGGUCAGGGGGUUCCGGCGGGUUUUGACGAGAGGAUAGGGGUUUCCGGCAGGAGGUCAAGGAGUUCCGACGGUUGGCUUUGGGUUGUCGAUUGUCUUUGGCAGGUGGUUACGGUGGUGGGGCUGGGUUGGGUUAGCAUUCAGAGUUUUUUUUUUAAUUUUUUUUAAACAAAUAGCUGACUGACACGUGUCCACAUGUGUCAUGAUUAAACCCUAAUGACUAACGGAGUUAAUGACCGUCAAUCAUUAAUAACACUCGGUGAAUUUUUUUACAACUCAGUGGCAUUUUGUGAAUUUAAAAACCUAGAUAAUAUUCGGUGAAUUAUUAAAGUGCUUACUGGUAUUUGAUGAAGUAGCCGAUUUUCAUUUGGUUGGGCGUUGUUUUUGGUGUGUGAGCACCAAAACCGCCUUUCCCGUUGCAUUCUAUAUUACGCCUCUCGUUUUUUUGUUCAUCUCAAUUCUUUCAACCUAUAAAAUUUAACCAAAUUUCUCAAAUCAAAUCAAAAAACGCCAAUAACCCAGAAUUUUCUUUCUCUUCUUCAUCCUUCUUUUAACAGAGACAAGUUUUCGUCUUUGUUUUAUUUUAUUUUUAUUUUCCCUGGUAAUUUUUCACAUUUAACCAUUUCAAUUUCUUUUAAAUUUCCUACAUUUUCUUCCUAAUUACUGUGUAACCCCCAUUUGCUUGUUUCCUCUGUUAAAUCUGGAAAUUUCUGGUUAAUCUUGGUGUACCCAUUACAUAAGAAUUGUUGUCUGUGUUCUUGAGCUUCAGGAAAACAAAUUAUUAAAUUCAAAAAAUUAAAAAAAUAGCUCUAUUUUCCCAUCAAGGGCACUUUUAUCCAACUAUGGAUGGAAGGGAUACAUGGGUUAGCCAUUAUCACUAUGGUUCUGUGUUAAACCCUGUCAAAUUCGAUUCCUUCUCCGAUGUUGAUGAUGAGGUAAACAAAGACAUAGUGUCUGUAGACUCAAUUCUUCCGGAUGACUUGUUGGAGAGGAUUCUGGCCUAUCUACCUAUUGCCAGCAUUUUUAGAGCUGGUUGUGUUUGCAAGAGAUGGAAUGAUAUAGUGACUUCGAAACGUUUUUUGUGGAAUUUUUCUGUCCAUGUUCUAUCACAUAAGCCCUGGUAUUUCAUGUUUAUCAGCACUGAUGAAUCUUUUGGGUAUUCUUAUGAUCCUGGCCUUAAAAAGUGGUAUGGCAUUGACCUGCCUUACUUUGUUACCUCUAAUUGGUUCGUUGCUUCCUCCUUCGGCCUUGUUUGCUUCAUGAACAAUGAUAGCAGAAGUGAGCUCCAUGUUUACAACCCCAUUACCAAAUGCAGCAAGAGGCUCAUGGAGCCUCCAGGCAUUAAAUUCUCUGAUUAUACUGCCCUCACAAUAUCUGUUGAUAGGACAUCUCACAACUACAAUGUCUCGAUUGUGAAAUCGAAACAAGUACCAGACAACUUCUACCAAUGGGAUCUCUCCAUUCAUAUCUAUAGCUCAGAAACAAUGAUGUGGGUGUCUCCACUCACGGAGGUUUUAAACGGGUGGAGAGCUGGUGAUGAGUGUGUGAUUUGUGACGGUGUUCUCUACUUCUUGCUCUACUCUACUGGGGGUGGAAUGCCUGAUAAACGCCAUGGCUUGAUCAAGUACAAUCUCUCAAGCCGCUCACCCCGUGGCUUGUUGAUGAGGAAUUUUAUCCCAGCCCCUUGCCCUUUAACGUGUGGCCGAUUGAUGAACCUCAAGGAGAAGUUGGUGAUGGUUGGAGGGAUCGGGAAACAGGAUCGCUCUGACAUAAUCAAAGGGAUAGGGAUUUGGGUCUUAAACGGAAACGAAUGGCAAGAUGUUGCUCGGAUGCCACACAAGUACUUUCAAGGUUUUGGAGAGUUUGAUGAUGUAUUCGCUAGUAGCGGAACUGAUGAUCUGAUAUACAUCCAGAGCUUUGGUGCACCAGCCUUGCUUUUGUUUGACAUGAACCUAAGGCAAUGGAAAUGGUCACAGAAAUGUCCUGUUACAAAGAGGUUCCCUCUUCAGCUUUUCAAUGGCUUUUGCUUUGAACCUAGGCUUGAAGUUUCUCCUUAAUGUUGGGGAACUUUAGUUACUAGUAUUUGCUUUUACUACCACUGUAGUCUCUCAACCCCACCAAAAAAAAACCUGUUUUUCAUUUGUCAUUUGGUUAUGAUAACAUCUAUCUUUCAGAACAGUGCAUAACAAAACAUACCAGCUGGAAAAAUGGCUGCAUCCGAAAAAAAAAAAAAAAACACCCAUUUAUUUACUUUUAAAUCUUUUGCAAUCAACAGCUGAGCUCAAGUACAAGUUCUGAUCACCUAGGGAUUGAAAAUUCAAAAAAAAAAAAAAAAAA
This is a messenger RNA of Chenopodium quinoa (quinoa), 2626 nucleotides long. Its product is annotated as F-box/kelch-repeat protein At3g61590-like. The transcript has 2 exons. Gene Ontology annotation, molecular function: protein binding. Bases 1132 to 2346 code for a protein of 404 amino acids. The record is from RefSeq and is a predicted model, not a curated record. Lineage: Eukaryota; Viridiplantae; Streptophyta; Magnoliopsida; Caryophyllales; Amaranthaceae.